Molecule: messenger RNA, 1396 nt
Organism: Amphiprion ocellaris (clown anemonefish)
Lineage: Eukaryota; Metazoa; Chordata; Actinopteri; Pomacentridae
Product: natterin-3-like
Exons: 3
Coding region: 112-1311 (399 amino acids)
Source: RefSeq, a predicted model, not a curated record
AACACCUGAACAGGUGAGUUUGUCUUUUAUUGGGGGCAAUAAUAAGAGAAGAGGAAGCUUUUAAAGCCGACCGUCCUGCAGGCAGCGGCACAGCAGAAGGAACCCGUCGAGAUGAGGCGUUGUGUUGCUGUCGUCCUGCUGCUGCUGCAGCUGUGCAGCCCGACGCUGCAGUCCGACUCGCUGCUCUACCGGCUGCAGGACGACCAGGAGAAGCCCAGCAAACCGUGGCUCAACCCUGUGCUGGAAGACGUCGUCCCGUCCAGGGAAGUCACCAACCCUCGUAAAGUUGUGGAGACCCCAGAACAGGACAUUACCUCCCACUCCUUCCCCAUGUUCGACGAGUAUGUCAACCUAAAGUGGGUGACCUGGGACGGUUCCCUCCCCAACGGCGCCGUCGCCAUCUUUAAUGGCUACACCGAACGCAACGACUACGUCUGCAAAGUCAACUGUGAGGCCGGUUUCUACACCCCCAGCAAGGGGAACUUCUGCCAGUAUCCCUACGCCGACAACGAGUACGCCUCCUCCAAGUUCGAGGUUCUGGUCAACGUCGACCGCUUUGAGUUCCUGCAGUGGGUUGAAGAUUCGUACGGCUCCGUCCCUCAGUACUCCAUCAAAACCUGCCCCGACAGGGACAUCUACGUGGGCAAGAACAAGUACGGACUCGGCAAGGUGGUGACCCAACACGAGGCCUUCUUCCUGCCCUGGGAGGGUGAUGAGUACUGGUACAAGAGCUACCAGGUCCUGGCCAUCAACCGGGACAGCUACAGCCAGCACAUCUCCCAUGUGGAGUACGCCAUCGACCAGAUGGAGCUGUUCCACCAGCCGCCGGAGGCCCUGAAGAUCGCCAAGGUCACCAACCUGGAGUGUCGGGACGUGGUGAAGACGGUGAUGCUGGAGAAGACCACCCGGACAGAGAAGACCUGGGACAUUGGCAGGGAGACCCGCAACGGCUCCGUGUCCACCAUGUCGGCCAAAGUUCCCAUCCUUGGCCCGGGCAACGUGGACUUCACCAAGGAGCAGAAGGUGACCUUCUCGGAGGGAACCACCAUGGUGGAGUCCAUCAGCCACUCGGUGUCGGUGGAGCUGGUGGUGCCGCCGAACCACUCGUGUGCGGUGAGGAUGGACGGCCGGAAGAUGAAGGCCGACAUUCCGUUCACGGGCAGGCUGAGCCGGACAAACUACAACGGGGACACCCACUGGACCUACAUCACCGGAACCUAUGACGGCGUGAACGUUGGCGAGAUCACGGCGGUGGUGGAAAGAUGUCAGCCGGUGACCGACGCGGUUCCCUGUUCACCUGAACAACAAUAAACACCCGUCUGUUCAAGUCAAAGCGCAGAAAGAUGAGACUAACUCUGUUUUUCAAAUAAAAAUCAAUUAAAAAAAUCCAAAAGAA